Ipomoea nil (Japanese morning glory) is the source of this 1160-nucleotide messenger RNA. RefSeq names its product ras-related protein RABH1b-like. Bases 188 to 1123 code for a protein of 311 amino acids. The record is from RefSeq and is a predicted model, not a curated record. NCBI's taxonomy places the organism in Eukaryota, Viridiplantae, Streptophyta, Magnoliopsida, Solanales, Convolvulaceae. Gene Ontology annotation, molecular function: GTP binding; GTPase activity. The transcript has 9 exons.
GGCUCUUUACGUUUACCUUGUACGGACUCAUCCCUCCAUCACUCCAUGGCAGACAUUGAAGAUGGUUCAAAUGAGAAGCCUCGCUCGCUUAUGAAUCUCAAACGGUUGCAUUUUUGGCUCCAAUUGGCUCUUAUUGUGGUUUUCCUUGUUGGUCAGGCAGCUGCUGUUAUUCUUGGAAGAAUUUACUAUGAGAAAGAUAUACACAUCACUUGUAGCCACUGGUAUCUCUACCAUCGGGCUGUUUGCUAGUGGGGAAUGGAGGACUCUGUCGGGAGAAAUGCACGCCUUCACCACAGGAAAAGCCGCCUAUGUGCAGGUUCUGGUAUGGACAGCCUUGGGAUGGCAGAUUGGUGCAGUUGGCAUCUUGGGUUUAAUUGUUGUGGUGUCCUCCUCGCUCUUCUGCGUUGUUAUCAGCACACUCUCUUUGGCUGUUACUCCCAUCGCUUCGGUGAUCAUCCUGCAUGAGAAGAUGAAUGGUGUCAAGAUGAUUGCUUUGCUAAUCGUAAUGUGGGGCUUUGGAAAUUACAUUUAUCAGAAGUACCUGGAUGAUACCAAGUAUCAUGACGUACAGCAAGUUUCCACCCUCGUCAGUGAAGAGAACAAGCUCACCUGUGAAAAGUACAAGCUCGUCAUCUUAGGAGACGUGUUUGUCGGCAAAAGCAGUAUCAUCACUCGCUUUGUGAACAACAAGUUCCAUAACGAAUACAAGCGAACAAUUGGCGCUGAUUUCCUGAUAGGGUAUCUUAAAGAUCGUAAAGUUAGACUGCUGCUUUGGGAUACUUCAGGGCUAGAGAGAUAUAGGAUUCUUAUACCUAGCGUCAUCGAAAACUCAGUUGUUGCUGUUAUUGUGUACAAUGUUACAAGUAGGCAGUCCUUCCUUAAUACUACAGAGUGGAUUGAGAAGGUUCGGGCUACCCUUGGGAGUACUGAUGCUAUCAUUGUUCUUGUUGGGAAUAAAACUGACCUUAUUGAAAAAAGACAAGUUUCAAAAGAGGAGGGAGAAGCUAAAGCAACGGAACUAAAUGUCAUGUUUAUUGAAACCAGUGCAAAGGCUGACUUGAAUAUAAAGGCGCUAUUUAAUAGUAUAAUAGGUGAAGCCUUGCGGCCUACCCAAGCAGCAUGAAUGGAGACAUUAUCGUGAUAAAUGACUAAAAUGUGCG